Messenger RNA from Acanthopagrus latus (yellowfin seabream), 4296 nucleotides. It is a transcript of the gene ntrk1, whose product is annotated as neurotrophic tyrosine kinase, receptor, type 1. The record is from RefSeq and is a predicted model, not a curated record. Gene Ontology annotation, biological process: nerve growth factor signaling pathway; cellular response to nerve growth factor stimulus; regulation of phosphatidylinositol 3-kinase/protein kinase B signal transduction. Bases 698 to 3103 code for a protein of 801 amino acids. Gene Ontology annotation, cellular component: signaling receptor complex; plasma membrane; axon. Lineage: Eukaryota; Metazoa; Chordata; Actinopteri; Spariformes; Sparidae. Gene Ontology annotation, molecular function: neurotrophin binding; neurotrophin receptor activity; ATP binding. The transcript is spliced from 20 exons.
GCAAACGGCUCCAAAAACGAAAGUGAAAGUUAAAAAUUGCACUGGCAGCAGUGAGUGACCCAGCUGUCUGUGUAUUGUUGGCAUGGAGACAAGUCCAGGCUUUUCUCUCACCGUGAGCUCAGUCGAUGCCUGCUGCUAACCUCAGACCAGGCGGGAGCCCAGAGGUUUUGACAGGAGGAGCGCUUGUUAGCCGUUAGCAGCUGUUUGGCAGCAGAGUCCCGCAGCAUGUUCGGCUAACGGAGCUAACAGCUAAAGGAGCUAAAGCUAAACACACAGCAGGGCAGAGGAACAAAAUCAUCAACAGCAACUUUCUGAAGCACUCCACCUUUUCCGAGGUGUCUGGUGACUCUGGCCCCUGUUAUCUCGCCCCUCCCUUCUGUGGAGGAGAAGAAGAGAGAGGGAGAAAGAGAGAGGCUGCAGCCCACUACCAACAUGUCCCCAGAGGCCCCUUGCCUGCCUGCCUGCCUGCCUGCCUGCCCCUCCUGCUGCUCAGUACAGCUGUGGCUCAGCACCAGACCCUGACCAGCUGGGAUCUCAACCCUGCCAGAGAGCCACGAGAGGAGUCACUCACAGUGUGUGAAAGCUCCUCGCCUCUCUUCUCACUGACUCUUCAUUAGGUGAAACACACAGACACUGACUCCAACUACAGCUGCCAGUCCUCUCCGCUGGUGCUGAGAAGAUCCAUCUUUCCCUGAGCAUGGCCGUGGCACCCCGGGCCCUGGCGCUCGCCCUGCCCCUGGUGCUCGCCCUGCUCAGCCCGGCCCCGGCACCCGUCUCGGGAGGCUGCCCGUCCGCCUGCAGGUGCUCUUUCGCCAUGCUGCAAUGCCUGGAGCCUGAUGGUAUCACCAGCAUCCCGGCACUGGCAAUGCAAGAGAGCGAGAACGUGACGGAGAUCUACAUAGAAAACCAAGCGGGCCUGGAGAACAUAACAGAAAUCGAUCUUGUUAAUUACCGGGAGCUGAAGAACCUCACGGUCACAUCAUGUAAGCUGAGGUUCAUCGCUGCCAACGCUUUCCAGCUCAACCUCAAGCUGCAGUAUGUGAACCUGGCAUCCAACUAUCUGGAGCACAUCUCCUGGAGGGUGUUUCAUUUUCUCCCGCUGCUCAACCUGGUUUUGAGGGACAACCCUCUGGUGUGCUCCUGUGACCUCCACUGGCUCAAGCAGUGGCAGCAUAAUGAACGUGGCGACCUGGACAGCCAGAUGUUGUCCUGCUUCUCCGAUGACCAGGAAGUGCCCCUCAACUCUUUGGUGAUAGAUAACUGCAGUCUGCCGCUGGUGACGAUCGUCCCCUCCAAAGAGAAGAUUCAAGAAGGAGGCAACCUGACGUUUGAAUGUCACGUGACAGGAAGUCCCACUCCCGUUGUCAGAUGGCGGACGGAGACGCUGCGCUCUCACUUCUUAACCCAGGAGUUCAUUUGGGGCUCCACAUUAGAGCUGGUCCUUUACCUCACCAACGUUUCCUCCAAAGACAACCUGCACAACCUGACUUGUGAAGCCGAGAACCAAGCUGGGCCCGGGGAAGAUGUGGUGCAAUUGGACAUUGAGUUUCCAGUCAAAAUCCUCUUCCUGAAGGACGCAGUGCAGCAGCACCACUGGUGCUUCCCCUUCGCCGUGGAUGGCAACCCUGAGCCAAACAUCACCUGGCUGUACAACGGCAAUGAACUCAAGAGAUCGCCCUUCACAUACACCCAGCUCAUCCCUGACUCGGAUGACGGAUCGGUGAAACACGGCUGCCUCUUCCUCAACAAGCCCACCCACAUCAACAACGGCCAGUACACCCUGAUCGUUGAGAACAAACUGGGAAGGGAUGAGGCCACAGCCAACGGGACGUUUAUGGACAACCCCUUCGGGUUGUUCGAUCCUGAGGGGAUAAUUCCCGUCCUCAUUAAUCCAACUCCGACGGACGAUUCGGACAUGAACGUCACAGAGAACCCAGAGAGUCGAGUGUUUGUGGUGUCGGUGGCUGUGGGCCUCGCUGUGUUCGCCUGCACUUUCCUUCUCGUCAUGAUUUUGGUUAUCAACAAGUGUGGCCAGCACUCCAAGUUCGGCAUUCACCGUUCAUCAGUUCUGGGCACGGAGGACGACCUGGCCGUGUCGCUUCGUUUCAUGAACUUUGGGACCAGCCCGCCCUCCUCAGACGAGGACUCGGGUUUAUCGAGCUUCGUGGAGAAUCCGCAGUACUUCUGCGGCAUCAUCAAGGAGAAAGACAUGUGCGUCCAGCACAUCAAACGGCAGGACAUCGUGCUGAAGUGGGAGCUUGGCGAGGGAGCGUUUGGGAAAGUCUACCUGGCAGAAUGUGCCAACCUCAGCCCCGACAGCGACAAGAUGCUGGUCGCUAUCAAGACUCUGAAGGACGCCAACGAGUCGACGCGGCAGGACUUCCAGAGGGAGGCGGAGCUGCUGACGAUGCUCCAACACCAGCACAUUGUGCGAUUCUACGGCGUCUGUACCGACGGAGAGCCGCUCGCCAUGGUGUUCGAGUACAUGAGGCACGGAGACCUCAACCGAUUCCUCCGAGCUCACGGUCCUGACGCUCGUAUCCUGGAGGAGACGAAGAUGCCCCCGCUGGGUCAGCUGACGCUGCCUCAGAUGCUGCACAUCGCCGCCCAGAUCGCCUCGGGCAUGGUCUACCUGGCGUCGCUGCACUUCGUCCACCGUGACCUGGCAACCCGCAACUGUCUGGUGGGCGAGGGCCUGGUGGUGAAGAUCGGAGACUUCGGCAUGUCCCGAGACAUCUACAGCACAGACUACUAUCGGGUCGGCGGACGUACGAUGCUCCCGAUCCGCUGGAUGCCCCCAGAGAGCAUCAUGUACAGGAAGUUCACCACAGAGAGCGACAUCUGGAGCUUCGGCGUGGUCCUCUGGGAGAUCUUCACCUACGGCAAGCAGCCCUGGUACCAGCUGUCCAACAGUGAGGCCAUUGAAUGCAUCACGCAGGGUCGGGAGCUGGAGAGGCCUCGCACCUGCCCCAAGGAGGUGUACCUGCUGAUGCAGGGCUGCUGGCAGAGAGAGCCCCAGCAGAGGAUGGUCAUCAAGGACAUCCACAGCCGCCUGCUGGCCCUCGUCAAGAACCCGCCGGUGUACCUGGAUAUCCUGGGCUGAGGGAGCGCCGAGGCUGGAGGGAUGGAGGUGUUGAUUUGAGGCCUCGUUCCUUUAGUUCCAUUCAUCUAAUCAGGGGUUUAAAAGUAUGUCAAAGUCUCCCAGCUGCUGCUUUUCCAGCUUAAAAGCUCGACCCCCUCCGCCACCACCCCAGCCCCGGCCCCGUUAACUGCCCCGUCAUUCUCUGGAAACCUGUCAAAUGUUUACCGAAGUGUUAAGUGUUUAUCUGAAGUGGGAUCGGCCUGACGCAGCGACGUGCAUGGAUAAGUGUUGAAGUAACUGUAUAUACCAGAAGAGGGCCUGUCGGGGGUUUGUGAGCUGAGCUGUGGAACAUUUUAUACGGCUCUGCAGCCGACACUUGUGUCGAAAAGGCAAUUAGAAAAUGAAACAUGAUUACAGGAGAGGCACUUCACAUCAUGAGUCAAAAGCGGAAAGCCAAUUUUUUUCAGAUUUGGGUCCAGCCGACAGUCAUUUGUAUAGUAUAGUCGCUGAUUUUGGAUAAGUUUUGAUAUGGGAGGUUAUUAAAAGGCUUUCAGUAAAUGUACAUAAGAUAUCAAUCAAAACGUUGGAAAGCUUGUGUGUUUCUCAUGUGUCAAAUCCAGUGUACCAUAUGAGUAUUUUUCCAAAAACAAGAAACAAAAUGUCAUAUAUCAGCAGUGGAAGUGUGUGUUUACAUUUAAUGACGUCUGUUAUGCUGUUAAAUACGGACAAAAAAAAAAAAAAAAGGAAAAAAUUCUUCCAAAGAACAACAGUGUGACCUGUGGCGCCGCCCGCCAGACUCAGGAGAAGCUUUUUGUACAGAUUAGCGAUGUUCAACAUGCGACUGUGGCGACCUGCAGAAUCAAAGCGCUGCGGUGAAAUCCAGUAAGGGGGCAAGAUGGCGGGGAGGCGCCGCGCUGAGACGGUUUUUAGAGGCAACAGAUGGAUUGAAGUGAGUGAAACUCCAGGAGGAGGGGGACAGAUGGCACUGAAACGGAGACUGGAGCUGAGGCCACCAACACCACGGACAAAAACAAAGGGUUUAAAGGGACAGUUCACCCCCCAAAAAUUAAAAACACACAUAUCUCUCUUCUUAUCUGUUGUGCUGUUUAUCCACCCAGACUGUUUUAGUGUGAGGCGUUGAGGUUUGGAGAUAUCAGCUGCAGAGAUAUGAUGAAGAAAUUAAACAUCAGUGCCUCUUUCGAGGAAAACCUGCA